AUGACUGACAGGCUGACUUCCACCUGCCUCUUUCUGCAGAACAAGAACUGCAAGACAGUUUGCCUGGAACUGAAGGCAGAGCCGACCAAAACGUAUGACUACAAAGGAGUUAAACAAGAAGGGCCGUCUACCAAGACAGGAGGGACACGUGAGUUAAAGAAUGAACUCAGGGAGGUGAGGGAAGAGCUCAAGGAAAAAAUGGAGGAGAUAAAACAGAUAAAAGAUAUAAUGGACAAGGAUUUUGAUAAACUCAAGGAAUUCGUGGAAAUUAUGAAGGACAUGCAGAAGGAUAUGGAUAAGAAGAUGGAAGUCUUAAUAAACAUACAGAAAAGCAACAAGCUACCCCUUAGAAAAGGACCAAAAGAGCAGCAGGAACUCAGGCUGAUGGAAAAGACUGACUCAGACCCACCAUUCAGGCUCAAUAGAAUGGACAGAGUUGACAGAGCACAAUCUGCUCAUCUCAGGAAGAUCACGGCACCACAAAAAGUAAAACAGGAUGCACUAGAUUCCAUUCAUUGUAGGACCUGUGAAACUUCCAUGCCAGGCCCGGGCACCUUUCUCACCCUUGAUAUCUGGAGCUGCCUUCUUAUUCAGCUGUACUUCAACCCCAGCGCAACCAGCGACAUCCUCCCAACCUUGUACAGUCAUAAAACCUAACAGCAGCUCCUCCCCACACCUCAAGCUGCACAGUAAGGUCUUGUUGCCCUCCCAAAUACCACCCUGCCUCAGGCCUCCACCGGGAGAUUAAAAUCUUCAUUUAAAGCCAAAAGGGGGUCACUGUUUUGAAUAUCAGUCCAAAACUUAAGUGUGCAAAGAGUGUCACUUUUUCUCGUUCUAAAUCGCAUAUUUCAGACUCCAACACCUCUUCCUGCUUCCUGAUGGAUUAGUGAGAAAAUCCACCUUAGUCAUCCUCAAGAUCUCCCGUACAGCUACCUCAUCCCUCCACUCCACCUGGUUCUCAAAGGUCCCAGGUCUUACAUUAAUAGGUCAAAACACCAGAGGCCACGUCAGUCUGUGCUGGUCUCAGCAGAGACCCUGCUGUCUUAUUCACCUGGUCCCUUCCUGUCCUUGACUUCCUGCUCCUGUACUGUGUGCAUGGGGCCUGACAUCUUGGGGAGUGCAGGGAACCCCCAGGCCCAGGGUCUUGCCUGCGCUGUUCCCUCUGAGGUAUUGCCACCUAGCAGGGGGCUGGGAUGGGAGGAGCUUCCCACUGUUCAUGGAACUUGGUCCCCUUUCUGGGCUCUGAGGAGCCACCUUCUGGCAGCCUCCACGGCUUCCUCUCCCCUCCCCUGAAGGAGGCAUGUCCCUCCAGAGGUCUUAGGCCUUUACAUAUGGGGGGAUGAGCACGGACCUUCUGACUACUGUACUCUCUGCCCUGCCCCAAAUCCCCUAACUGAGGGAAGAUGAAGCUUG
Messenger RNA from Trichechus manatus latirostris (Florida manatee), 1413 nucleotides. It is a transcript of the gene TEX35, whose product is annotated as testis expressed 35. The coding region runs from base 1 to 657 and encodes 218 amino acids. The transcript is spliced from 7 exons. The record is from RefSeq and is a predicted model, not a curated record. NCBI's taxonomy places the organism in Eukaryota, Metazoa, Chordata, Mammalia, Sirenia, Trichechidae. Gene Ontology annotation, cellular component: nucleus.